UGAAGGGAGUGGCCAGUAUUGCAGUGUCAUAGAUUUGCUCAUCAGUGCAGGAGGAUUAAGCACACACUGACUAUUGGUUUUGAUAAGACGAUGAGAAGUAUUCCGUGGAACUGAAUACCGUAAGCUUUGCAAUGUCACUGGCAGGAAAAGUUGCCUUAAUAACUGGAGCAGCUCAAGGGCUCGGUAAAGCUUUUGCAGAAAUACUGCUGAAAAAUGGUGCUAAGGUCAGCCUUUUAGACAUUAACAUUGCAGCUGGCCUUGAGUUGAAGUCUACAUUUGAUAAGGUCUAUGGUGCUCCGCAAACCAUGUUCACCCCUUGUGAUGUGACAUCUGAUGACCAACUGAAAGAUGCAUUCAAGAAAACAGUUGAAAAUUUUCUGCAGUUGGACAUUGUUUGCAACAAUGCUGGGAUAGGUGAUGAGAAAAACUGGGAGAGAUGUGUGGAUAUAAACUUGGUCAGUAUGAUCAGAGGAACCUACCUGGGACUUAAUUACAUGAGUAAAAAGAAUGGUGGUGCAGGAGGAGUUAUAAUCAACAUUUCCUCCAUGGCAGGAAUCAAUCCUAUAAUAUUUGGGCCUGCCUAUUCAGCAUCAAAGCACGGAGUGGUGGGAUUCUCCCGGGCAAUAGCUGGAGCCUCCAUGGCAGAGAAACUCGGAGUUCGGAUCAAUGCCCUCUGUCCAUCGUUCACUGACACCCCAAUCAUGGAGACUAUUUCAUCACAAGAAAUAUUGGGGCAAUUUGCAGGGCUGGAGAAGAUUGCAAUAAAAACUGUGGCAGCAGUUGGCAUUAUAGACCCAUCACUGGUCGCUGAGGGAUUCUUGCAACUUGUUACCGAUGAGUCGAAGAACGGCGACAUUAUGACAGUAACAAGUAAUGGAAUUGACUACCAGAGAUACCCCCAGAGCCACCUGUGACCCAGAAUACCUGCAGCCUCCCAACACCCAGGGCCUCAACACUGGAAGCCCUGACACCAAGAGCCGCAACAUAGGGAGAUUCAACACCGGGAGUGCCAAGCGAUUACUUUGUUUUCUAAAAUGGGAACAACACACAGCAAGGGGCUUCUGAGUUAGCUACUGGGUGGAGAAUAAGAAAUUACGGCACAGAGGGUUGCUAUUUGGCCCACUGCACAUCACAGCACUCAUGCUCCCCAGAGGGCUGGUGCUUGGGAUGAGCUGCCACUGUCGUCAGUGGCUCUCAGUGUCACCAAUAUUCUUAUCUUUGGGCAGUCAGUCCCUUCCCAUUUCAGGCUUCAGCAGCAUCCUAUCCAUUGUGUGCCUGACCUGGGUCCUGCUGUAUAUAAACGUUCAAACACCUUCUGUCUCAUUAUGCUGUUUAUACCUUUUGUUUAAUGUAUCAGCUCUUUACACUUCAUUCCUCCAGUGUUGUUUUUUGCCGCUCCCUUGUGUUGUGAUCCUGAAUAAAUGUUUGCUUAUUUUUCA
This is a messenger RNA of Carcharodon carcharias (great white shark), 1439 nucleotides long. Its product is annotated as 15-hydroxyprostaglandin dehydrogenase [NAD(+)]-like. Gene Ontology annotation, cellular component: cytoplasm. NCBI's taxonomy places the organism in Eukaryota, Metazoa, Chordata, Chondrichthyes, Lamniformes, Lamnidae. Bases 132 to 914 code for a protein of 260 amino acids. The transcript is spliced from 8 exons. Gene Ontology annotation, molecular function: oxidoreductase activity, acting on the CH-OH group of donors, NAD or NADP as acceptor. The record is from RefSeq and is a predicted model, not a curated record.